GAAGCGGCCCUGCUGCUCAGUUUGGUAGCCACAAAGGAAACAGACAGUGCAAGAUCUCGUAGUAUGCCAAUGUCACCAUCUGAUUUCCUGGAUAAGCUAAUGGGUCGCAUGUCAGGAUACGAUGCAAGGAUCAGACCAAAUUUCAAAGGCCCUCCAGUUAAUGUCACAUGCAACAUAUUUAUAAACAGCUUUGGAUCCAUUGCAGAGACAACCAUGGAUUACCGAGUGAACAUCUUUCUCCGUCAGAACUGGAAUGAUCCACGUCUUGCAUAUAGUGAAUAUCCGGAUGACUCUUUAGACUUAGAUCCAUCCAUGUUGGACUCAAUUUGGAAACCUGAUUUGUUCUUUGCUAAUGAGAAAGGUGCCAACUUUCACGAAGUUACAACAGACAAUAAGUUAUUGCGAAUUUUCAAAAAUGGAAAUGUACUUUAUUCCAUCAGAUUGACUUUAAUACUGUCCUGUCCAAUGGAUCUCAAAAAUUUUCCAAUGGAUGUGCAAACAUGUAUAAUGCAGCUGGAAAGCUGUAAGUUUGAGUAAUG
Messenger RNA from Tinamus guttatus (white-throated tinamou), 539 nucleotides. The record is from RefSeq and is a predicted model, not a curated record. Lineage: Eukaryota; Metazoa; Chordata; Aves; Tinamiformes; Tinamidae.